This is a messenger RNA of Dicrocoelium dendriticum, 488 nucleotides long. The record is from the annotation of a GenBank genome assembly. Lineage: Eukaryota; Metazoa; Platyhelminthes; Trematoda; Plagiorchiida; Dicrocoeliidae.
UCACCAUCGCUGAAUUCCCGUGACCCUGAGGCUGACAAGUACUCCAUGCUACUGGCAAACAUCAAGUGUGUACUUGAUCGUCAUUCGAGUGGGACGUCUCCUGCGUCUAAGUCUGCGUCUGUCGCUGUGACACGUGCAACCACCGCGAUCAACACUGAGAGACCGCCUCCUCAAGCCAUAGUGACCGAAUGGGGCGAUAGUGUGUGUGACUAUCCACUGCAUCGAUUUCCUCUGCUUAAUUCACACCACACCGCUAAUCCACUGGCUCAUUCGAGGAGUUGCCAAUCGCUUCCUUCCGAACCACUAGGAAGCAUCACCCAUCGGUCGUCCGCACGCGAUCGUGUGACGGGUUGGUUACACGCUGGCAAUAGCAUCGAGAGUGUUGUGCAGAGAGGAACACGUGCGCACGAAGAACACGAGAGCACGCAACUGUCCGAUGAGACAUUGAUCAGUCGACUGCUGUUCCCAACCCCUUGUGGACAGAAAUG